CGGGAAUCUGUCGGCAAUCUGCCUGGAGUGGCGAUAUUAUGAGUCGAUCACUUUGUUCGUGCUGUGGUUUUUGAUCGUAUCUCGCAAAAGGACCUCCGUUUGGAUUCCUCUCUCCUGACUGACCUUGACGUGGGGAGCUGUCCAACACAGCAGACGCUAGGUGCAACAAUACAAUAUGACGGGAGCAGAUCAUGCCAAUCCUGACUCAGUCUUGUGUCUGUUUACUUGCCUACGAUACACUAUAAUCCUAUAGACUCACUCUUUGCCGGCCGAGCGGAAUACAGCGGACUCCCCACAACUCCAGGCCCAAGCUCAGGAUCGACAGGAUUAUUGACUGCGGUGGCGGAGAUAUUCGGUCGUGCCAGACCCAUAUAAGCUCCCGCUAGCCAGCCACAGUGCGGCAUCCAAGUACCUGGCUCCAUAUUCUCGAAUUUCUAAUCCUAUGGGGUUCCAACUCGAGACUGUGCCUGCAGAUCAUAAUUUGGAGAUAUCUUUUCAGUCUAUAUCGCGGUCAUCAUAUGGCGCAAAUCCGGUGAUCUCCGGUUCGAUCAUGAUGACGGCAAUUACUAGGGCUGCUUUGGAUCGCCUCAAGCACUUGACAAUAUCUUUCAUGCGGCAUACACGGAAACUCUCAGGGUUCAGGGACCCAAAACGUGGACUCCAUGCACACUAUAGGACCCAUAUCUCGUAUGGACUCCUCCGAGCCCACUAGGGUCCUUCCUCUGGAUCAUUUGGGGGCUCUCCAUUCUGGCGGGUUAGGUUCGACCAGCACUAGCAGUCCCACCCUUCGAUACUGAGCUGAAAAGCCCCAUCACCAGGAUCCAUCUCGAGGCUGGCCAUACGGACCUGACCCGCUAUGUCGAUGGAGCAAUUGGUCAGAGGCAAAAAACUGGACAAGUCGGUCAUCAAAAGGGUAAAGGAGAGAGGGUUCAGGUUCAGUAUAAAGAUCGCUACAUCUCGUGUCCACCUUCGAUUUCUUCUCUUCUAUCUCCAGUCACUCUCUUGGAUUCAUUCCCACCACAGUCAUUCUUUUUGAUAAUCCACACUCUUUUAAUACCGACAUCAUGAAGGUUUCCAUUGCUACUCUCCUCACCCUGGCCGCUGCUGCCUCCGCCGCUCCCGCUGGCCUCACCUCUCUCGCCGGUCUGACUGGCCUUACCUCCUCCAUCACCAACCUGGGUGGUCUCGAUGGACUCACCAAGACCCUCAGCCUUGGUGAUGUUACCAAGCAGCUGGAGAUCAGCAACCUCCCCGUCGUCUCCAAGCUUGGUGACCUGACCUCCCUCCUCCACCUGGGCAACGUUGCUACCUCCCAGAACGCCAACUCCCCCAUUGCCCAGAAUGGCCACAUCCUCCAGGACCUGGCUCCUGAGCUCAACAACGUCCUGACCAUCACCGGUCCCAACGUUCAGACUCUCCUCAUCGAGCUGAGCCCCGAGGUCACUGCCCUCGUCUCUGGCCUUGGCCUCCCCGGCCUGGGCGUCCCCCUCGGCUCCAUCGUUGCCUCCGCUAGCUCCCUCGGUGAGCUCGUCACCGGUCUCGGCCCUACCGUCGACGGCCUCGUCACCGUCGUUGGUGCUGAUGUCGGUGCCCUCCUCAUCUCUCUCUCCCCCGAGGUUGCCGGCCUUGUCUCUGGCCUCGGCCUCCCCUCUGUCGGUAUCCCCGUCGGCACCGUCGUUGCUACCCUUGGUUCCUCUCUCAAGCGCGAUGCUGCCCCCGGCGAGAUUGUCCAGAACCUUGUCCCCACCGUCGGCCAGAUCCUCACCGUCACCGGCCCCAACGCUAAGCAGCUCCUGAUCAAGCUCUCCCCCGAGGUUGCCGCUCUCGUUAACGGUCUCGGCCUGACCUCCAUUGGUGGCUCCGUUGGCUCCGUCAUCAAGACCGCCGGCAACGUCGGUGACCUCGUCUCUGACCUCUCCGGCCCCGUCAAGGGUCUCCUCACCGUCACCAGCGACAACGGCCAGGCCCUCCUCAUCCAGCUCUCUCCUGAGGUUGCUGCCCUUGUCUCUGGUCUUGGCCUCCCCACCGUCGGUGUCCCCGUUGGCACUGUCGUUGCCACCCUCGGCAAGAACCUGUAAAUGAUGGAAUAAGCUUCUGAUUUUUUUCUUUUCGUUGUUUGGAGCUCUUUCUGUUUCCAUUGAACCAGAAAACCUCCCUUUUUUACGCAGCUAUGCAAAGCACUUUGGCAGCCUUGUGAAUACCCCCGCGGAUUAUUCUUGUGCAUAUUUACCCAUUUUGGAAGGGAGAUUUUGUACGACUUCCUGAAGACAAAAGUAUUGUCUUCCCAUACUACUUACACAUUAUAUUUCUCUUUCAAGUCAAUGACAUUAUAUCAUUUUAAUGUUUCCAA
Molecule: messenger RNA, 2350 nt
Organism: Penicillium brasilianum
Lineage: Eukaryota; Fungi; Ascomycota; Eurotiomycetes; Eurotiales; Aspergillaceae
Source: the annotation of a GenBank genome assembly